Molecule: messenger RNA, 5417 nt
Organism: Ornithorhynchus anatinus (platypus)
Lineage: Eukaryota; Metazoa; Chordata; Mammalia; Monotremata; Ornithorhynchidae
Gene: BRAT1
Product: BRCA1 associated ATM activator 1
Exons: 14
Coding region: 104-2614 (836 amino acids)
Biological process (GO): DNA damage response; positive regulation of protein phosphorylation; cell population proliferation
Cellular component (GO): nucleus
Source: RefSeq, a predicted model, not a curated record
CGAACCCUCGCCUCCCGAUGUCCAACAGAUCGAUUGCAAACGCUUGUAAAAUACAGAUCGAGUGUCCCCUGUCCACAGAGCCUGAGGGACUGUUGGAUCCAUCAUGGACGUCGAAUGCGCCCGACUUUUACCUCACGUGUGUUCCGUCCUUGCGGAUCCAAGGCAGCUUGUGGCAGACGACACUUGCUUGGAGAAACUACUGGACUGGUUUAAAACAGUAGUAGAAGCAGAAUCUAGUCUGGUGGUGUUGCAAGAGAACCCGUGCCUAACAGAGCUGCUUUUCCAUGUGCUGAAACAACAGGAUGUGAGUUGCGGCGUCCUCUCCUUUACUCUGCGGCUUGCAGGGAUGUUUGCAGCCUCAGAAAGCUGUUUCCAAUACUUUCAGCAGGGGGAGCUGCUCCUCAGCCUCUUUGGUGAGUCGGGGCCGCCGGGCAGGCCGGCGUGGGAUGACCCCUCCGUCCGCAGUGGCUGGAUCCAGGGCGUGCACAGCAUGGUCCAGCACCCGAGCGCCCUGCGUUUCCUCUGUGACUGUGGAGCAAUCGACGUGAUCUUCUCAUUGCAGGGAGAUCCCAGUCUUUUCGUUGCUUCGGCGGCCAGUCAGCUUCUAGUUCACAUCCUGGGCUUCUCUAUGCAGUCAGGAACACCUGACCCUCCCAGCCUGCAGGACUGCGAUUGGCCAGUAUGUGUUCGGACGAUCAUAGAUCACGUAGAAGAAUCUCUACGCUCCAGUGCUUCGUCCCAGAUCACCCAAGCGUUGAAUAUGCUAACCACGAUGUUUGGGCGCUGUCACGAUCCGUGGACGGAAGUACUCUGGUUGAGGAUGAAUCCACUGGUGGGAUCUCUCCUGGAGAAACAGCCUCUCCCAGCCCCUCAUUCUCUGGUGGAUCUGUUCCUUAGCAUGGCACGCUCUCCUGUGUUUAGUUAUUCCGAAUGUGACCUGUGGCCAUCAGCAACACGAGCUCUGAGCCGCUUACACCCCACACAAGCAGGACCAUUGGCAUUAGGGAUCCUGAACCUGAAAGACUGCCCAUCGUCACUGAAGAGCCAAGCCCUUAGUGUCCUUCUUCAGCCACUGGCCUGCGUCUUGAAAGCCACCGCUCAGCCUUCUGGAUACUCAGGUUUCCCGGAUGAGACUGUGUGUGAUCCCGUAACCACGGAUACGCUUCUUUCCUCCAAGUCAGCCUGUGCCGGUCUCUUGUGUCAAACUCUGGCUCACCUGGAAGAACUCCAGCCCCUGGCCCACCUGACAGAGGACUGGCCUCAGAUCCUCUUGCUAAAUGCAGUGGUGACAAUCUUACAGUUCUGCAGUGGCUUAGCAGCCCCAGCUUCCAGUGUGGGAGGCAGGCUCUGUGGGAUCCUCAUCGGUUGCUUCAGAGUCCAGAGGUCAGCGCUUGAUUUCCUGGGAACGCUUUCUCAGGGAGCAAGCCCCAAUGAUUUGGUGAGACAAGUGUUUGACAUUCUUCUUGUGUACCUCAAGAGUCCAGAUUCCAGCCCUACAGUCCUGAAGAAGGCAUUUCAAGCCACACUCAAAUGGCUCCUCAGUGUGUCAGAAACCUCCACCUCCAGCAGUCCCUGCCCACAGACUCAACAUUUCCUUAGAGCUCUCUUCCCGGUGCUGCAGAAACGUCUGUGCAGCCCUUGCUGGGAGGUAAGGGACUCGGGGCUGGAAUUCCUCACCCACCUCACCAAACACUGGGGAGAGCAGGCUGAAUUCAGACAAGCUGUCCUGUCUUCGGAGGUACCAGAGCUGGCAGAAGCGCUGCUCCGGGACCCGGAGAGUUACGUGCGCGCGAGCGCCGUGACCGCCGCGGGGCAGCUGGCCCUCAGAAACCUGCAUUCCAACCCCACUGGCACCAAGUUCGGAAAGGAUGAAAAGAAAAACCUGGUGCUGGCGCUUCUAGACAUUCUCUCGGCCGACUCGGAAGGUUUCCCUAGGAGGGCCGUGAUCCAAGUCUUCACCGAGUGGCUGAGGGAAGGCCACGCUGACGUGGCCAAGGACGCCGAGCGGUUUGUUACCCAGGUGCUCCAGAUCGUGAGCUGUGACUUGGAUUGGGAGGUUAAAGUUCACGGCUUGGACUUGGCUCUGGUGUUUGCCGUCCAGACCCUCGGGCCGCGCGAGGCCGACUGCCCGUAUGCCGUCGCCACGUCCUCCGCCGUCCCCUCCGCCCCGAUCGCUCACUCGCUGCAGCCGCUCUGCCGCACGGGGCUGUUGGAGUUCGCGUUCGGCGCCUUGUGUGACUGUGACAGGCCCGUGGCGCGGAAGGCCUGUGAUCUCCUCCUCUUCCUGAAAACGAAACUGGCUCUCCAUCCCCCAGGCCACGAGGGAAGGGAAACCCCGGAGGCAGCUCUGGACACCCGGGGCUUAGCCUGGCUCGAAGCGACUUUGAGGGGGUGGAGAUCGGGUGAGCAGGCUCCAGCGGGAGGGGACGCCACCAAAAUCGGUCCCCAAGAGCCGGACGGCGUGCUGGCUAUUUUGGGGACGAUGGACUUGGAGGGGUUGCGAGGUACGCUAGCCGAGAGCAGCGACCACAUCGAGAAAAGCCCCCAGUCCCUCUUGCAGGACAUGUUAGCCACCGUGGGGGCCGAUGAGGAAAAUGAGGCCGACUGCUAUUAACCGCCAACAGGAAAUGGCCUUUCCCAUACCGAGCAGACGACAGUCCUGCCUCCCCGCAGCCAGGGGCAAGCCACGUUCCAGUUGCUCGCAGCUAGAAAAGGCGGGCCCGUGCCUCGGGCGGGACUCCGGCGGAUCCCUGGGCCAAGCCAACCGUGCUACUGCCCCGGGGAAGCUUCAGACUCAAACGUUACACAAGCCAUGAUUUGAACCUUUCUGCAGGAGGAAGGAAGCACCUCCAAGGCAGGGACCAAAGGGAAGAGAAUUUUUUUUUUUAAAAAAACAAAAGCCAGAGAGAUGCAAAAAUCCCAAACUGUAAAAAUUUUAGACUUUUGCCAGUGAAAUAAUUAUUUUGAAAACAAAAUAAAGUCUUAUUACAUAGAACUGUACUGCUUUCAAAAGCACAAGGCUUGCCCGUCCCAGCCCUUCUCGAUCCAGUUUGCGUCGAUGACUGUUUCUUGAUCGAGAUUCAUCUUCACGGGUAACGGUCUGGGGCUUCCAAAAGGCCGUAAGUGCGAAGAAGUGCAUCUGGGGAGGGGUCGCGACCUCUGAAUUUACGGAAUACCUCCUGUGGGGAAAUGCUGCCUCCCAAGCUCAGGACCGUAUCUCUGUACCUAGGAGAGGAGGUGCAUGUUAGCACGCUUUCGUUUUGUUACAUUGGAGCACUGCAAGCCGGAAGAAGGUAUUUCCUCAUUUUUUUUUUCUCCUCCCGGAGGGAGUUAGGAAGUAGAGAAGCAAAUCAGAUUAAUGCUGUUGAUUAGUACGGGCAUCUGUGAUAACGGGCAAUAUUAAAUUGCGUUCUUGUGUUCGUUAAACCCUUGUUUCUGGCCAGACUUAAAACAACCCCCCUGGGGCGGAGAAAUGGGCCAAAGUGCUCCCUCCCUCCUCAGGGUUGGGGAGAUCUGGGUUGCGGGGGGCGGGGAGGAAAGCCACCACAUCAAGCACCACCAAAGCUAGUUGUCUGUUCUAAGCGCUGAGCAGGGAGGAAGCCAGAGUUAUCUGGAAGGUGCUUCGGCCACGUCUUUCCCUCUAUCGUAGGGAUAGCUCUAAAGGGUUCUAAGUGAGGGGCGCCUCCCCCUCCACCCCACCCUCAUCCCGCCCCUCCUCCCCAAUGACAAGCAUUCUAAAGCAAUACCGAAUUUAAAUGCAUAAAGUUGGCAAAGCGAUACAGCUGCAGCAGGGCUUCUCUGCCCGUAGCCCUGCCCCAGGCCCAGGAUCAACCCUCAGCGGUUGUUACACGUUCCAUGUCCCCGCAACCCUGUUCUUGAGAUGCAAUGUCCUUGGGGAGCGAAGUAGAGAUUCUCCUCUCUGCUAUACUACCUCAGAGUGGAUGUGGCCAGACUUCUUUCUAAAAAACUAGAAACAUUAUGUUGAGUGGCUGCUGGUGAUACUUAAGGUAAUUCCAACUAUUGUAAAACAGGACCUUGUGCUCUACUUCUGUUCUUGGAAUGGGUUUUUUGUCUUGAGCUUUAAGUAGAGGGUAGAGGUUCCCUUCCCCAGGCGGAAGCCACAACUCAGUGCACUCCUUCCUCACUCUCGUGAAGGUGGGCGAGACUGACCGACUGCCCCCGGCUCCAGUGCGGCCCAGAAUUGGGGUGGGGUAGGAAGCGGGUCGCCCCCUAACACCCACAUGGCAUCCAGGUUUAAGCAGGGUCACAUAACACCCCUCUCACCCCACCCACUCCCUUCUAACUCUCCCCUUUGAGAUAUAAGGAGGCAAGAGAUGAGCUAAAGUUGCUCCCUUCCCACCCCCAAGAUGAGAGAGACACUUAAUACCUCGGUGCCUCAAUUUCCUCAUCUGUAAAAUGGAGAAUCAAUACCUGCUCUCCCACCUCCUUAGCUUGUGAGAAUCAUGUGGUGGCAGAGACUUUGGCCUGGUGAUCUUGUAUUCACCCCAGCGCUCAGUACAGUGCUUGGCAUCUAGUAAGCGCUUAAAUACACCAGUUAUUAUUACCGUUAUAUAUGGAGAGAGCAACUGAGAUUGUUCAUUCCCAGCACCUUCCUUGGAGCUGUUAAGCAUCUUUAAGAUACACUAGCCUUGGACCCCUUUGAUUCACCUAGGGAUAAAGACCUAGAUCUCCAGAGAACUUCCACUUUGUGCUUUUAUGAUGGAAAUCUUGCAUAACAGGCCUCCACCGUCUUCACACCCUAGGCUGAAGCCCUGCUGCGAACUAACAGCUAUCAUUUUUCCCGCUACUUCCACUUGUGAGGUUGGCCUGUGGCGCUGCCCAGAGACGAUGGAUUUCACGCCCUAGUUUCUGUACCUGCGUCCAACCUUGGCGAGCCUUUCUCGGUUUUGUAAUCCAACUUCCGCGAAGGCCUCAAACUCGUCCUGAGCCAGCAACUCUGCCCACAUGUAAGAGUAAUAUCCUGCGGCAUAGGAGUCGUCCCCAAAGAUGUGGGUGAAGGUACACAGGAUGCAGUCCUCCUGGGGAGCAGAUUCGGGAAGAGAAUGCAUCGACUGAAUACUGGAACAGAUGAGUCUCCUUUCAGGCAGGGCCCGCUCUGUGUUCUUGGAGCAGUAAUGCCCACCGGUCUAGCUGUAAACUAUGGAAGAGCAGUCGGGGGGACUGAGGCCCUCCCUCUUUCUAGAGACUACAGACCAAUACCGUGGUCACCGUGACGGUUUACUUCUCUGGAGACGGUAGCUAAGGGUUGACUUCUGAGCUACCCUGUAGCGAUGGCUGUGGGAAGAGAAUCUGCCAAGUUACCAAAUCCGCCAUCUGUGAAGGUGUCCCGGCGGGAUUGUAAAUGGUAUAAGUACCGUUUAGGUGAUUUUCAAUAAAGACACCAGAGCGUUGCUUGA